Molecule: messenger RNA, 4503 nt
Organism: Alosa alosa (allis shad)
Lineage: Eukaryota; Metazoa; Chordata; Actinopteri; Clupeiformes; Clupeidae
Gene: arhgap45b
Product: Rho GTPase activating protein 45b
Exons: 23
Coding region: 539-4120 (1193 amino acids)
Biological process (GO): signal transduction; activation of GTPase activity
Cellular component (GO): membrane
Molecular function (GO): GTPase activator activity
Source: RefSeq, a predicted model, not a curated record
AUUCACUGUUGUGUGAAGGACGAUUUGCUGCAUUCAGCCAAUUAAACUUCUUUUGAAACGGCUAAUUAAAUUCUAUAGUGUAGGUGCGCGGGUAUGCAAGUGCAUGUAACCUAUGUAAUGUUUGUUUUGGUUGACUUUAGUUUAGUUUAACUACUUAAAAAGGCUUACGCUACUUGUUUAUUAGCGACCAUCGAUUUAAGAGUGACAGUGACCAACGUGGUUUAAAAUAUAGGCAACAGUAAGCUAUUGUUUACUAUACGUGAGUACACAGUUUUUAUUUUGAAAUUUGCGGUAUUUUUAAUGUAGCCAUAUAAUUGAUUCGUGACCGAAAUUAUAGGCUACACAGAAUAAAUGGCAUGCAACCGUAAAGUAACCUGAGCGCCUUGGCCUUAAUAGACGUUUUUUUUUUUCCUUUACAAGGCUCUAUUUACAUAUUUAGAAAUGAUGCCAUCAGUGGGCUACUCCUUAAUUUAUUUUGAGGUAUAAAUUUGAAGCUCUGACACGCAUGAAGUAGCCUAGUCUCCAAGAGUACACAAAAAUGUUGAAACGUGGAACUAUUGGCAAAAACGGAUACAGCCCAUAUGCAACUGGCCAACGGGUUAAGAAAGCAGAGUCUAAAGGCAAAUUGGACAUUUUGCCAAAUAGACACAACAUUUGGCUGAAGCAGCUGUCUGCCCUCCAGGAGCAGCCAAAGCGAGAUGUCCCCGACGGUGCCUCCCCAACAUUGUCCACCUCCUCCGGUACCACCCUCUCUCCCCCGGGCCACAACAACAGCCCUGUCUCCUGCCCGGGGACCCCCACCCCGCAUCAUGGCAGACAGGGCUGCCCUUCGCCCGGGGGCACCCUGAAGCGGCCGCCCUCCCUGAGUCGGCACGCCAGCGCCGCGGGGUUUCCGCUGCAGUCGUGGGUCUUCAGCAAGGGCUACACAAAAGGGGCACAGGCACAGAGUCCAUCCCUGGACAGCCCGGAGGCUGUGUGUAUCGAGGUGGAGGACAUUCCUCUCCUGCUGCGAGAUGUGGCUCGCUUUGCUGAGGCCGUGGACAAGCUCAAAGAUGUGGUGCUUGGUGAAGGUAAACUGGAGAACCGUCGGCCGCUGGCUCAUGAGUGCUUGGGGGAGGUGCUCCGGGUGUUUCGGCAGGUCAUCAGCUUGUACCCGCUACUCAACACAGUGGAGACACUCACCGCAGCCGGAAAGCUUAUCUCUAAGGUCAAAGGAUUUCAUUAUGAAACCAGCAAUGAUGCUGAAAAGAAAGACUUUGAAAAGGCCAUUGAGACCAUGGCUGUUGCAUUCAGUAGCAAUGUGUCCGAGCUGCUGAUGGGGGAGCUAGACAGCAGUUCACUCCUAUCAGUCCCACCAACAGAAAAAAGCAGGUCUAUGGAGAAUCUGUAUGGCACAUCACCACAGGGGUUUGAUUCCCAAAUGAGAAGUGAUUUCUUAGAAAGUGGUAUGAGUGCAGAGGAGGUAGAUAUCAUCUUGCAGCGCAGUGAGGGAGGAGUGGACACGGCACUGGCUUAUGCCAAGACCAUCUCCAAGUACAUGAAGGACCUGAUCUGCUAUGUUGAGAAACGGACUGCACUGGAGAUGGAAUUUGCCAAAGGCCUGCACAGACUCUAUCAGUCUUCGAAGCAGAGCAUCACUCAGCCCCACAUGCCUCUGUACUCGGUCUACUCUAUGGCUCUAGAGCAGGACCUCGAGCACAGCGCAGGUGUGCAGCAAACCUCCGUCACCCUGCAGAACAACACCUUCAUCCAGCCUCUGAUGCAGCGCAAGCUUGAGCACGAGAAGAAACGAAAAGAGCUGAAAGACGCCUGGAACCGAGCCAGGAGGAAACUGAUGGAGUGUGAGGCAAACUUGCGCAAAGCAAAGCAGACCUACACGACUCGCUGUGAGGAGUAUGAAAAGGCCAAAUCAGUAGUCACCAAAGCCGAAGAGGAGGGAAGCAGCUCCACGGCAAAGACGAUGGACAAGAAGAAACGACACGAGGAGGAGGCCAGGAAUAAGGCUGAGGAGGCAGAGGCCAGCUACAAGGUGUGUGUUGCAGACGCCAGCACCCACCACCAGGAGCUGGAGCACAUGAAGGUGACGGUGCUCCGGCAAAUUCAGGAGCUCAUCAAGCAGAGUGACCAGACCCUGCGCUCUGUUACCAUCUCGUAUUACUCCAACAUGCACAUGCAGACGGUGGUGCUGCCUGUGCACUACCAGACCCUGUGUGAGAACAGCAAACUGUAUGACCCCGGGCGCCAGUACGCCACGCACGUCAAGGAGCUGCAGAUGCCGCUCGAGCCCGAGGCCAGCUAUGCCUUCGAGUCAUACUCGGACACGCCCAGUCUGCCAGAGACCAGACCACGGAAUGAUAGUUUCAAUCCUGAGGGUCCGAGCACAGCUGAGACUGAAGAGAUGGGGGAUGGAGCCUCCACCAUAAAGGGGGAGACCAAAAAAGCCCGUGGUCACCUUACCCACAAAUCCUGGGGCUCCACAGUGAGCGAUACGGACAGUGUGGGAGCCGGCAGUGGACUGGGAUCUCCCACCACCAGCACAGGAGAUAUCAGUAAAAUGGCCAGAACCUCUUCCACCGGCACCAUGUCAUCAAACGAGGAUAUUGAUGAGAAGGAUGUAUCAACGUUUGAGUCCACUAAUUUGAAUGGCAUUGAGCCAGAGAUUGCGGUACCUACGGGUCCAUUCCGCAACAUUGGUCUCUCUAAAGCGGCCCAGACACACAAGCUGCGCAAACUGCGCUCCCCAUCCAAAUGCCGGGAGUGUGACAGCUAUGUGUACUUCCAGGGGGCUGAGUGCGAGGAGUGCUACCUGGCCUGUCAUAAGAGGUGCCUGGAGACCAUGACCAUCCAGUGUGGUCAUAAGAAGCUCCAGGGCCGCCUGCAGCUCUUUGGGAGGGACUUUGCCCAGGCGACGGGCGGCAGCACCGACGGGAUCCCCUUCAUUGUGAAGAAGUGCAUCUGUGAGAUCGAGAGGAGAGCACUGCGGAUGAAGGGUAUCUACCGUGUGAAUGGAGUGAAGACUCGAGUGGAGAAAUUGUGCCAGGCCUUUGAGAAUGGCAAAGAACUGGUGGAGCUGUCACAGUCCUCGCCUCACGACAUCAGCAACGUGCUCAAGCUCUACCUGAGACAGCUGCCUGAGCCCAUCAUGCCCUUCCAUCUGUACAACAGUCUGAUGGGCCUGGCCAAGGAGAACCUCCAGGCAGAGGGUGGGGAGGCUGGGAAGGGGCCCGAACUAAAAGACCUGGGUUCCGAUACGGAUCCCGAGGUCUUGGCAAUGGUGGAGAAAUUUAAAGAACUGCUGUCCGACAUCCCCGCGCCCAAUCACAACACGCUGCGGUACAUUGUGCGUCAUUUGCACAGGAUCGCGGAGUUGGAGCAAGACAACAAAAUGAGCCCUAAUAAUCUGGGCAUAGUCUUUGGGCCGUCCCUGAUGCGCCCGCGUCCCUCGGGUGCCACCGUGUCCUUGUCCUCGCUGGUGGACUACCCCUACCAAGCCCGUGUCGUGGAGACACUAAUUGUGUUCUACCUGUCCAUCUUCCCCUCCGACUCCACCCGCACCAGCUCCACCAGCCAGGUUCAGACCCCGGCCAUGCCACAGGACAGCUGUGUGGUCCCAGAUGACCCAGGCAGGACGGAUGGAAACCCAGAGAGCAGCGAUGAACAGGGAAGAGCUGAUACAGACGAAGUGCAAGGAAGUCUUCCGGGAGGGCCAGAAUCAGUUGAGCAGAGCCAAGACUCAGACGUGGAAGCGGACGACACAGCUGAGGAGGCUGAGGCUGAAUCUGGCAGCCACGUCCCACCAACGAGCGACAGCAGCGCUGAUGAGGACGACCAGCCAGAGGGCAGUGGCUCCAGAGGGGAGCUCGCCUCCGUGCCGGUCAUCGUGACAGAGCCGGGAAGCCCAGCUGAUGGUGACCCGCCAGCCCUCCCCGACACCGAGCCUCCCGAGCUGGAUGUCCAGGAUGAGGGUCAGGCAGCCUCAAUCGCAGGCCUCAACACCAACCAGUCCAAUAAUCAUGUGCUUGUGAUUGAGCCUCCUGUAUCACCCUUCCCACGUUUUGUUGGACGCAGGCUAAGUGUUUAUAUAGAUCAUGAUCAAGACAGAAAACCAGAAUUUAUUUGAAGCAGCAUUGCAUAAAGUUUUUUGUUGUUGUUGUUUUUUAAAGUUUAAAUUGUUUGUUCUUUUUAUGUGUUUUAUUCAUGUAUUGAAAAACACAAAUGUGAAUUAUUUUUUUCCUCAAGAGACCUUGUAUCUGCACAUUCUGAAAAAAUAUACCUGUCUUUUUGGCCAUUCCAAAACACGCAGUGUGAGCGCAAGUGUUCAGCGGUUUCCUUUUAUAAAUACCAUCCAUAUCACAAAGCUCCUAUUGAAACAUUUCAGCACUAAAGCAAAAAAAAAUGUUAGGAGACUAUUUUUGUAUUGUAAAAAUGAUUUUACAUAUGUUUUUGCAUGUGUUUUGUCAUGCCAGUCUUUUAAUUAAUAAAGUGAAAGGACAUACCUAUUAA